This is a messenger RNA of Rosa rugosa (rugosa rose), 6455 nucleotides long. RefSeq names its product mitogen-activated protein kinase kinase kinase 1-like. Lineage: Eukaryota; Viridiplantae; Streptophyta; Magnoliopsida; Rosales; Rosaceae. The record is from RefSeq and is a predicted model, not a curated record. Gene Ontology annotation, biological process: protein phosphorylation. The transcript is spliced from 9 exons. Gene Ontology annotation, molecular function: protein kinase activity; ATP binding. The coding region runs from base 5342 to 6298 and encodes 318 amino acids.
AAAAAAAAAAUGAUUCUCUGACCUUUCGGCUCUCAUGAAUCCUAGUUUUCGUGCUUAUAUUCCGAGCAAGUUCUCAAAACCCUCAAACUAAAACUACAACUCAAAACCCACCCUCUGAAUCACUUACUUAUCACUCCUCCUCAGCUUGAUAGUUAGAUUACCUGAAAUACGUGAUACUGAUCUUUUUCUGGUUAAUGGAUAGCGUAUUUCUGUUGCGUUCUGUUCUUAUGUCUCCAUGCUAUUCAUAAAGUAAGAACUGAUUAUUUUUUACCCUUUUUCUUUUCCUUUGUUUCCAGGAGAUUGCUAUUUUCAGUCUGUUUGAUCGAGCACAAGAGUGUAGUUUAAUAUUACGUACGGCUCAUAUCAGGUACUGAUCCUUUUCUUUUAUUGUUGCUUUCGAGCUUGAAUAACCUCUGGAGUUAUCUACCACAGUAAUACUUAAAUCAUCUGUUAAGUAUAUAAAGUUGCUGCAAAUUCAUGUGAUGAUAAUUGAUAAGCAGAAACCUGAUCUUAGCCGGCCCUGAGGCAGCGCUGGCGGUAGGGGCGUAGCUUCCUUAUGGGCUACAGUGCUCUUGGCACCCCCUGAAUUAGAAAAAAAAAAAAAAAAAAGCUAUUAAUAUAAGUUGCAAUUAAUAUGUUAUAUUAGUGGAUUAUCAAAAUUAUCCUUAUUUGGCUCCCCUAAUAGAUAUUGGUCCAGGCACCAAAUGUUGAAAUCAGGGCUAAGGUUUUGAAGAAGAGCAGAAAGAGAGAGUAAAUAUCAGAGGACUCAGAAUGAAGAAGAUGAUGAUACUGUAUUGAUAAGCUUGAGAUCGUACAGCUAAUUACAUGAGUAUCAUAUAGGACAGAUUGUAACUAAUUGUGCUUAACCCUAACUAAUUUCUCUAACAAUAUUUUCUAUCUGAUCAAUUAGUGUAUGACACGUGGCUCGGGCUGGAGAUGGUUUGGUUGACUUCUCUUCCUUGUUUACUUGUUGACUUACCUGCUGACUCAUCUCAUGCAGCUUACAGUUGCUUGUGUUUUUUGUCCAAAUAACUCGCUUUUACGUUUAAAUGCAAAGUAGAGUAAUCCAAAGCUCAAGAAACGGAAAAAACUCUUUAUCUAAACCAACAGGCCUUUCAAAAAAAAAAAAAACCAACAGGAAAAAAAAAAAAAAAACAUGAAACAGAUCAUCGGUAUCUAAAGUUGGGAAGACCAAGGCUAUCCCGUCAACAAUAUUCAAGAAUGAAUGAAGGGAUCACAUCUCACCAAACCAACUCAUCAGAAGACAAACCAUAAGAAGCUGAAGUAUCCGCCGCUUGAUUACCACUCUAUAUAUGAGAGGUCUAGAAAUGCAUUCGGAACAAUGUAAACAAUUAAACCAUUCUAAACAAAGCUUCCAAGUUCCAAGGAACAAGGUGAGGAGAAUGAGUAAAAGUGAGCACCAUAGCCAAGUAAACCUUCAACCAAAUAGUUUUGCAUUCCCUCACUGAAGCCAACAAAUAUAUAGUCUUUAAGAAUAAUACAAACAUAGAGAGUUAGAGACGACUUUUAUUGCCAUGCUACUUUUACUUUUGAUGGUUUGUACAGGAUAUUGAACAACUUGGAGACAAAGCCAUGUGAUCAUGAAGAAAUCAAGGCAGAGACGGACUGCUAAUCUGCGAGGCAUAAUAUAUCCCAGGUAAAGCUCAACAAUUCUACAGCGAUCUCAACAAUAAGAAUUGGCAUGCCAACAUUAUUAAACUUCUCCUAGACAUUCUAGGUAAACAAAGUGUAUUGCCUUGCAUCAUUACUAUUUGUGAAAUUACGAGAAUUUAAAAUAGCUGUCAAGUAGUCUACGUGAUGGCUGCUACAACAUGAAGUAAGUGUGGCGACAUACUUUCGAGAUUGACAAGCAUUAUACCAUCCAGCAUCAACAAAGGGGCUGGCAUCUCGAGAAUCAGAAAUCAAAAACAGUUAGUUUUGCUUCUCCAAUUGAAAUGGAUGCUAGCUUUGUUAUCAAGAGGGGCCUUGUGAAUAUGUCCUGCAUUAAGAGCGUACUGGAGAGCUGGUGUUAAAGUUCUCAGGUAGUUUGCUGGAAAGUAAGCAGCGAGAAAUAAGACUACAGGCCUGUUGAAAUUCAUAGAGGUCAAGGUGUGUGGUUUUGAUUUAGUUCAUGCUGUGGGGCAGCAUGAAGCCUGUGAAGAAGACAGUGCAGUGGAAAGCAUAAUUUUUUCGAGUCAUGAAGGUAUGGUGCAAAACAAAUCUGCCGACAAAUGACGAGUAUUAUCUGCAUAGCAUAAAUAUUCGUCUGCGAGGCUUAACAAUGCUGCUGCUAAUUAAGCAAACUUGUUUCCAGAUGUAUGAUGCCAUUAAGAGUGAUGAUAAAGCAAAGCCUAGCCUUGUUCUGGGAAUUAUUCCGAAAUUGAAAGUAGCAUACCUUGAGGCUAUCAGUACAGCUACAUGAAAUAGACUGAGCAGCAAAUAUCAAUUAAGAGUAAGAGCCUAGCAAAUUUGCAGUUGGAUGGCUGUUGAUGUAACAAAAUUCAUCCGAGGCAGUGGCGGAUUUACAGUCAGGUCCGGGAGGGUCCCGAACCCCCAGCUUCCUAACCUAUGUUACGUUGAUCAUAGUUUGCUGUCUCAAUUAAUCUGUAAACCGACCCCCAUCCCCACCGUACCCCCAAUAAUAUACCAAAAAAAGAUUUUGUUCAAAUUUUAAGGUUUGAUAUUUUUCAAUUUUUUCCUUUUCUGUUAUCUUAUGUUCAUGAUAUCAAAUUUAAAAUAUUUAUUUCCUUUUGUUCUGUUUAAUAUUUCUUAAUGAGCUUCAUAACAUUUAUCUUCUCUUAUAUGGUGAAUUUCUUUAUUUUUGAAAGGAUAUGGUGAAUUUCAUAUGCUACAAUUUUGUGUUUUUUUCUUCUAGGGAAAAGAAUUUUUUGUUGUCAAACAAAAACUUUUAGUUUGGAACCCCCCCAAAACCGUAAAAUCCUGGUUCCGCCCCUAAUCUUAGGCGUAUAGUCUUUCUGAUAGCUAUUUCUUUGGACACAUCAAGGUAAUGGCCAAAGGUUUGUCUGGCGCUGCACAAAGCAAUUACUUUGUGAUGCAUUUUAUAAAUUAAAUUAAGGAUUAAUUACGAAAUACCCUCCGAACUAUGAGGCUAUUUUCAUUUUCAUACUCAAAUAGGUGCCUUGAUUAAGUUUCACAGGUUUAAAUCAUAUUUCUUUGGGCAUAAAGUUCUUCAAUGCAAGAUUCCACCAGUGGCAAGUGGCAACAAACACUAAAUGCCAACAUAUGGUUUGAAAAGAGAGACAGCAAUAAAGUGGCUCGCAGGAAGCAAAAGUACGGAGCCAGGUUGGCCUUGUUGGAAAUUUUAAUAUUAAAUAUUUUAUUUUUUAUAAUUUGUGGAUGAAUAAUAUAGUGAAAAUAUGUGAAGUUGAAUAAAUGUAAAUGACUAUGCAGUGAGAAGUCAUGACUGAUCACAAAAUAUUACUUUUGGUGAAAAGUCAUCUCUCCUCCAAAAAUCACCUUAUAUUUAUAAAACACUUGCUACACCAUAUUCAGAAAAUAACUUCUUUAAUUCAUCUUUCUUCCUCUCCUUUACAUAUGAGUUUUUCCUAAUCAAUUAAGUCUUUUCAAGAGAGAGUUCAUACACAAUCUAAGUUCGUUGUUCUUGAUGUUUGGAGUGCUACUACCACAAGAAGGUCGUUGUAUCCUGGGAGCCUUCUAUUUUGCUGGAGAUCAAUGUUCCCGACUAUGAAAACUAGAGAAGAUAAAGCCCUGCAUAGCCCCAGGGGAUUAAAUGAAUCACCUAAUACAUGGGGCAGAGCCAACAUUAUUUUUCUAAUGCGCAAUGGAGAAGAGAAGUUGUCGUCAAUUAUCUUGAUGAAGUUGGAAGCUCCGGGCAGCAGCAAAUUAAGCGGAGGCCCAAAACUAAUUGUUCACUCAACGAACCAAAGUUCUGGUGACCAAGUACUCGCUUAUAUUUUGGGAGGUUAAAUAAAACCUACUUGGGGAUCAAGCUAUUUUAAGGCAAUUUUGGUAGAUGUGCAUGCCUGACCUGCAAGUGACAAUAUGACUGUUAUUGAAGAUAUCACUGUAGAAGCAAAUCCUUGAAGGGCAAGAAUCGGCAAUGUCUGUUAAUGCAUGGAGCCUAAAUGCCUACAUAUGGUUUGAAAAGAGAGACGGCAAUAAAGUGGCUCGCAGGAAGCAAAUGUCCGGAGCCAGGUUGGCCUUUCACACCGAAGAGUGGUACAACACCCAACGGAGGUGGUUGUAUUUUACGGGAUCAUGUUGAUUGUUGAGCCUUCUAUAUUGCUGGAGAUCAAUGUUCCCGACUAUGAAAAGUAGAGAAGAUAAGGCCCUGCAUAGCCCCAGGGGAUGAAAUGAAUCACCUAAUACAUGGCGCAGAGCCAACAUUAUUUUUCUAAUGUGCAAAUGGAGAAGAGAAGUUGUCGUCAAUUAUCUUGAUGAAGUUGGAAGCUCCGGGCAGCAGCAAAUUAAGCGGAGGCCCAAAACUAAUUGUUCACUCAACGAACCAAAGUUGUGGUAAAUAAAACCUACUUGGGGAUCAAGCUAUUUUAAGGCAAUUUUGGUAGAUGUGCAUGCCUGACCUGCAAGUGACAAUAUGACUGUUAUUGAAGAUAUCACUGUAGAAGCAAAUCCUUGAAGGGCAAGAAUCGGCAAUGUCUGUUAAUGCAUAGCGCCUUGGAUCAAUCAUUAUUUGGUCAUAUAAUCUUGACAACAAAACUUGGGGAUAAAGAAAAGGGAGAUUCCCGGCUUACAAUGAAGUUGUUGAAUCAUUUGGCAAGUAAUUAGUCAUAUCAUGAGAAGACACAGAAGUGCUGUUACCAAGUGCAAAAAUAUCAGGAGAAUCUAACGAUCAAAGUCGAAACAAAGUAGAUCCUGCUACUGGUUGCCAAGGCUUUCAAAGCUUAUAGUUUUUCAACGACACAACACUGCUUAUACCUGGGGUGGUGCAGCUGCACCACGCCUCCGAUGCCAGGAGGCCUCUGAUCAUGUAAAAGGUCUAUGUAUAUUAUACAUAAAAACAAACAUGUUGAUUUCCCUAAUUGCACCCCGACCCUGACGUACUUUGGUGUCUCUGGUUCGAGCUUCAGCAACACAAAGUGCGUUUUCAUUUUAUUUUUUUUUGGCUAGUAUUUCUUCUCAUUUUUCAGUUUUUUUUUUUUGGUGCAAAUUUUCUUCCUUUUUUUUUUUUUGAUCAGAUAAACAAUUCUAAUGCUAGAACUAGUCUUUCGUGAGUCGAACUCACAACCUCCCACUUACGAAGAGGAGACUAUGCCACUAGACCAAAUGAAUGAUUCUUGGACUCUGGUAACUUCAACUUUGGCCUCAUUCCUCGCCACAUUGCAUUGACGACCACCCGCAAAUGCAAAGAAUGAGCCAUGAGAUGCAAUAUAUUGAAUUCCUUGCAAAAAUGAAUUUUUCUCCUGAUAGCAAAUGGACAAGAAUUCAGCAACUGGGUCGUGGGUCUUCUGGAUCUGCCUUCGAAGGAUGUUUUGAGAACGGAUUCCACUUUGCUGUCAAAGUAGUUUCCUUGCAUGAUGAAGGAAGUCGAGGGAGGAACUGCGUCAAUCAACUUGAACAGGAGAUUGCUCUUUUGAGUCGGUUUAAACAUCAGAACAUAGUUCAAUAUUAUUACUCAUAUAAGGAUGAACUGAACCUUUAUAUGUUCAUGGAGCUUGUACCUCGAGGAUCCCUACGAAGCUUCUAUCAGACAAAUCCCGUUUCCUGUCUUCUCGUCUCCAAAUACACAAAAGAUAUUCUUCAUGGUCUUAAGUAUCUUCAUGACCACAAUGUGAUUCACAGGGACAUAAAAUGUGCAAAUAUAUUGAUAGAUGCUCAAGGAUCUGCAAAGCUCGCAGAUUUGGGAGUGGGAAAGAUAAUCAGAAUGAAUGAUAUUAAAUCUUUCCAGGGCAGCGCAUUUUGGACAGCUCCUGAGGUUCAGAGUGCAAUAAGGCAUAACCAAGGUUAUGGGAUUUCAGCUGAUAUAUGGAGCCUUGGUUGCACCGUAUUGGAGAUGUUAACCAGGAGUGUUCCUUACCAUGAUAUGACACCGGAACAGGCAUUAUGGAGAUCAUUGAACGGGAAGCUCCCUGAGAUUCCUGAUUUUCUCUCAGUGGAUGCACAAGAUUUCAUCCAGAAAUGCCUAAAGAUCAACCCAAAUGAUCGUCCCACUGCUUCAGAGCUCUUAGAGCACCCAUUUGUCUUGAGGCGGCCAAGGUCGGGCAACAUGCCAAGGCGAGGUUCCGUUCUUACGAACAUUUUCAAAAAGUUGUCAAAAAAUUUUGCAAAUGUUUUUACGAAUAUAGUUUCUGAUCUUUGAAUUUCACUCGAUUCUGUCUUGUGUUGGGAGCCGUUUCAGACUAUAAAAUUGUAUUAACUUGUGUUUUGUGUGUGAUUAUAAUGAAUUUAACUUAUUUUCCUGCGAGUUGAGAGUAUAUGUAAGUAUUUUCUUAUUUAUUUGUUCCAUUUCAUUUUUC